This is a messenger RNA of Purpureocillium takamizusanense, 3355 nucleotides long. RefSeq lists its product as uncharacterized. The coding region runs from base 1 to 2841 and encodes 946 amino acids. NCBI's taxonomy places the organism in Eukaryota, Fungi, Ascomycota, Sordariomycetes, Hypocreales, Ophiocordycipitaceae. The record is from RefSeq and is a predicted model, not a curated record. The transcript is spliced from 4 exons.
AUGGUCAUGACCAGGUCGAAGCGGGCGAAACGGAUCGUCCGCUCUCUGUCCCUUGCCCAGCACGAGGAUCACGUUCUCAGUGCCUUCACUCCUCUGCUAAUCAGAUAUAAUUUGUUGCACAACUACCAUCGCUGCAUUCAAGUCUCCGUCGACGUUGGCUGGCCCUCAGAUCGCGUCCCAAUGACAUCGCCCUACGGCACCCUGCCCAACUUUCUGAGGUCGCAAUUGGACGCACAAAAGAUUACUGACGGCACAAGGCUUUGGUCACAGGUCGUCCCUCUCUUGACAUUCAUUCAGUCCAACAUUCGACGCCUGGGCAAAUCCCGCGGCUAUCCUACCUUGUUCGUCUGGCACUCGCGUGAGAACCAUCGUUCCUACUUCUUUUUUGCCUUUGUCGAGAUCAAGAUGGUUUCCAAGACAUACUCGAUUCGUGAACUUGUCCGCAUGAGAAACUCCUCGGCAAGUAAGGAGUUCUACGAUCGUCUGUAUGACAAGCUUCAGCGAGAUCCAAGCUUCGGUGACAUCUUCAGAAUGUCUUCUGAUCGCUCUCUUCCAUUGAUUCGCGAAGAAGAGUUGGAUAUCGUGGGUGUCUCCGAUCGUCCUAUAAUGAAACGCGACUCAGCAAAGGUCAUCGCUGCCCGUCAGCUUGAUGGCACCGACUAUGAGUGGAAGUACCGUGGUCGAAGCGAGUCCGAAGAAGCUGUGCCGCGCCCGAUUUGCAGCCCCGUUGGCCUCUCCGCGCAGAAAGAUGAAGGGUUCCAGCGAUUCUACAAAGCUGUUGUCUCGCCGACGCAUGUUCGCGUUACAGCCGGAGGCCGCAUAGUCCCCAACACUCGCGGCGUGCCAUCGCCAACGGCCAAGUUAGCAAAGGAAAGGCUCAAUGGUGAUUCUCGGACAUCCUCCCGACCCGAAAGCCGCAGCAACCUGGAGAAUACCCCAUUCUCCAUUCCUCAAGUCGCGUAUGGUCAGGUCCCUGGUACUAGCAAUGCUGCCCCUCCGCUCCAGAACGACCGGCAAGGCGACGCUGCCAAUUCGGAAAAUGCAAGCACAAUGCAUCUCUCGCCCCCUGAGCAGUUUGAUCGCAAUCGCCCAUUUUUCUACAACGGUCAAUGGAUGAUGCCUCCCGGGACUCUCUAUCCACACGGCGCCAUGCCCCAUGUUGCUGGCUUUCCCGUUGCCCUACCAGGGCAGCCAUCUAUGGGUCCCAAGCCAUCGGCGUACCCCUGGAUGCAUCUCCAAGCCAUGCGCUCGGAUCCGUCCAUGAAUACUCAGGUUCCGCCCCAGUGCACCACUUCUGGUUAUGGCGGUACUCUGCACAUGCCAGUGUCGUCAAUCCUUCAGAGUGAGAUCACCAAGAAGCAGCUUGCUCACCUUCGCCAGCACCUCAAGAACGCCGAAGACCAGCUUCUGUACAACAAGCAUCAGAUUGACGAGAGAGCCACAGAACAGUCAAUCGAAAAUCUUCGCCAUCAGAUCAAGCUGUUCGAAAAUAACCUUGAGCAGGCACUGGCCAAGGAGGAGAGCCUGAAGCCAAAAACUGAUGAUGGAGCUGUACUGACAACUGAUUCAUCCGCUCGCGACGACUUUGCAUUAAAAGGGCCGUCUGCUGGUGACCGACGAACUUUUAACGAGCCUCGCAGCGAGAUGACGUCUUAUGACGGCAUGUCAUCCGCCCGGAGCGUCAACAAUCACAAAGGCAAGGAUCGCAUGUCUUCACCACUUCCGUCAGGUUCAAGCGCGGCCCAACCCACCCCGCUCAAGAGUGCUCUUAAGAAGCCUCGUUCCACAGAGCCUAUCAGAAAGGGAUCGUCUCUCCCUGUCAGUGCUGCUCUUGCUCCUCCCUUCCAGCCUCGCACAGACGGCACAGCGUCCGCCGCAGCAACGGACACUUCGGCGGCAUCUGGUGAGAACUUGAUGUUCGCGGAUAAUACAUAUCCAUCAAUUGACUCACAUGGCCUGGUGUCCAAGCCUUACCUUGUUGGAACCAUUCGAGCUGGCUGCGAUCCCACCCUGGCCAGCGACGCUGAUUAUAUCUACGAGCGCGAGCUGACCGAAGACGAGCUGAGAGCGCGUCACUUGUUUUGGGGGAAUACCCCCCGGAGCCUUCAGAGAGGGCUGCCCAAAUUUGACGGCAAAGACUUCUACCCGCCGUCUCCCGUCAGAGCUAACAUGGUGGAGCCAAAACUGCGACGCCCGAUUCCGAUCGGUCAAAUCCAAACCGACCACGAUCUAUCAAAGACGAAGGCAGACAGUGAUCCUUUCGGAUCCAUGGGUCGAUACAGCCUCCGGUCUUCUCGCAAUCUCACCCAGUCUGAGCAACUUCCCAGCUUCCAGUCGCCUGUGGCUGCGUCUCCCGCUUCAAGCAAUGUGAGUCCCGUUAAGCGGAAUAUGCAGCCUGGCCGCUAUGACGAUUUUCGCAAAGCAUUGGGAGACGCGUUCUCCGGUUCCACGAACGAGCACACAGAGAAGUCGUCUCCUGAUUCUGGCGAUGACGCCAGCCUCCUGUUCAAAGGACGUAGAAACGCAUCGAUCAACAGGGCCAAGAACUCCCACGAGUUUUUGACGUCGAUGUUCAAGAAAAGCAAGUCAAGCAGCGUCGCGGUGCCGGGAACGAUUUCUUCGACAACGGCGCGAGGCGUUCUCCCCCACUACGCCGGGCACGCCACGGCAUCGCUGACGCCGGCCAUUGCCAACACUCCUAACGGUCGCAAGGAACCUGGUCGCAAGGCGGCAGAAACCGGUGACCUCGACCGUCGCGGAAUCGACGAGAUGAGCAAAGUAGAGAAUCUGCCCCUGAACAGCUCUCACCACAAGGGCCCAAUCACCCGUGCCAAUGGUUGAAUUCGGGCCGUUACGCUCUCACCUUCUGUCAGCCAUCCACGACCUACGGCUUGUACAAGGAGAUGAUACAAAAGCUCUAGCGAGAGCAUGCAUUAUUGCUGUCAUACUUACGACUUGUAUGAGUAUCAAGACGGUCUCGCAACGGUAGGAGCUUACGUUGACCUUGCGUCGGCGUUGUCGACGGGCAUUUACAGGCUCGGACUCGCGAGGCGCAUCAUUUCGUACAUGUCUCAAUUCGGCUUGGCCAUGCGAGACUGUAUCCCGUCAUUCUCACAGUUACCAUUGUUAAAGUAUAGAAUGUGUUACCAGUACCAGGUGAGAAGUUGAGCCCUUCCGCAUUGGCGGCGUUUGCAUUUUGAGGAGCAUCAGGCAGGCGAGAAAGUCGCGCAUGUAUGUUCAACAGGUCGGCUACUGUAGCUCAGCCCGACCGAAGCCUGGCUUGGGGUGGCAGCAUGGCAGGUCUGUACUCACUUCGAUUUGUAAUUAGUCAUUUCGACAAGGAGACGAGAGUGCG